Molecule: messenger RNA, 300 nt
Organism: Phytophthora nicotianae INRA-310
Lineage: Eukaryota; Oomycota; Peronosporomycetes; Peronosporales; Peronosporaceae
Exons: 2
Coding region: 1-300 (99 amino acids)
Source: RefSeq, a predicted model, not a curated record
AUGCAGAAGGACAGUGUCGAAUUUGGUGAGUCGUGGAGUUCGCUGUGCUAUAUGGUGCCAAAAUUCUCCGACAUCCCGUCUCUUGUGGAUGAAUUUAUAGAGAUUGAUGCCACAGGGUACCGCGAGUGGUCUUCAUUUCGAAGUCAUAAGGAGUUGCAUAUUGAUUUAUGCCCAGCAGAGGUAGAAGCUAUCGAGGGCAUGACGUUUUCGCCUUCUGCUACAUUGGAUCAGGCUCCUAGUCUAUUUGCUCAUGAGAUUAGCGACUUCCAGCUUUUUUGCUUUCUCCCACUGUCUCUGUGA